Onychomys torridus (southern grasshopper mouse) is the source of this 1238-nucleotide messenger RNA. It is a transcript of the gene Nnat, whose product is annotated as neuronatin. The transcript has 3 exons. Gene Ontology annotation, cellular component: cytoplasm. The record is from RefSeq and is a predicted model, not a curated record. Lineage: Eukaryota; Metazoa; Chordata; Mammalia; Rodentia; Cricetidae. Gene Ontology annotation, biological process: positive regulation of insulin secretion; brain development. Bases 116 to 502 code for a protein of 128 amino acids.
AGGAGGGUACUUAAGGCACGGCCACCGGGGCUGCGGCAGUGCGCCCAACAGCGGACUCCGAGACCCUCAGACCUCGGCGAACCCUCGCUCGACUCGACCACCCACUCUCGGAACCAUGGCCGCAGUGGCAGCAGCUUCGGCAGAACUGCUCAUCAUUGGCUGGUACAUCUUCCGCGUGCUGCUGCAGACCCUGUCCCCAGUGCGCCCGCGCCCGGCCGGGAACAAAGACUCAGGGGUGCGGCGGUCGCCCGCUGCGGACGAUCCCGACCUACGCGGUGUUCAGGUACUCCCUGCAGAAGCUGGCGCACACGGUGUCCCGGACCGGGCGGCAGGUGAUGGGGGAGCGCAGGCGAGCCCCCAACUGAGGCCCCAAAUCCCAGCCCUGGGCGGCCGUGUCAUCAGGUGCUCCUGUGCUUCUCGACCCGCACGGGAGCCAGUGCCGCGCAGGAAUGGGGGGUCUCCUGUGCUCCCUCGUCAAAGGAGCACCUGCCAAGGUCAGUGAGGGGCCGGUAGGCCCCCGGAGAAGCAGCACCGACAAUGAUGAAAAUAUCAGUUCCCUUCCCAGCCCCUUUGCCCGUCCCACCACUGGCGGGUGGGAGAGGCGGGGGAAGAGGGGAGCAAACCCUCGAGAUCUGGGCGUAGGCACCACAUUCUGAUCUGGACUAAGUCGGAACAGCACCAUCUCAGCCACAGAAGAGAUCUGAACACAGAGACCCAACACCCCACCAACCAGCAGAAUGGACAUUCUGACAUCACCAGCUGAAGCCCUGGAUCUCAGUGCAGAAGAGAAAACAUCAACUGCGUGCCCAUGGCGGGACUGGAGGGCGUGGAUGAGGAAGAGAGUUCAGAAAUUCAGUGGGCCCUCUCGCUGUCCCUUGCCUAUGGCACGCACAUUUCUGCCUUGCUCCCUCAUUCCCCUUCCUUCCAAACACCUCCCCAAAAUGUGUCACUUGUUUCGGACCCAUUUAAACAGUAACUGAAUCCCACCUUCACCAAAAUGCCUUCUCCGACCCCCGGGCCUUCACUGAUCUUGCUAUCCCUGAUCUCACGCAGCAGUUGUGAUUAAUAUUGUGGUAGUCGCUAAUUGUACUGGUUUAAGUGUGCAUUAGUUGUGUCUCCCCAGCUAGACUGUAAGCUCCUGGAGAUCAGGGACCACCCUCCCCAAAAAAUAAAAAAUGGACUUCUCCUGUCUUGUAAAGUCCUAGGACUGUGCAGGGCAGUGGGGGUGCACCAAAAAG